AUGAACAGGUUUAUUUACUUUGGUGUGAUUCUUGACCCUCGAUACAAGCUUGGAUAUGUAGACGGGUGUUUUAAUGAUAUGUAUAGUGAUGAGUCAGUACCUUUUACUGACCUGAUUGGUAUGAUAAAAAGGGAGUUGUUUGAACUACUCAAUUGGUACAAGGGUAUAUAUGACCAGCAAUAUGGUUUUGGAUCAUCUACUAGUCCUAUUGAGGGUAGUUCACUUGGUGAUAGUGUUGUUCCUGAUGCUGAAGUAGCAUCUCAUUUUGCAAGGAUUGAAGCUUUUAAAGAGCACCUUAAACAAAAGGAUUCAAUAGAUAAAAAAAAUGAUCUUGAGAGAUACCUAGAUGAUAAGUAUGUUGAUGACUCCAACUCUGACAUCCUUAUGUGGUGGAAACAAAAUUCUUGUAGAUACCCUAUUUUAGCAAAAAUGGUUAAGGAUGUUUUAGCUAGUCACAUGUCCACUGUUGCUUCUGAAAGCACGUUUAGUACUGGGGGCAGAGUUCUAGACACAUAUAGAAGUUCAUUAAGCCCUAAAAUGGCAGAGGCUUCGAUUUAUGCACAGAACUGGUUGAAACCUACACUUAGUCAAUUCAAGGACCGAAAUAUAAAUGAAGAUUUUGAAGUGUUUGUCACUACUAUAUCAAAAUUUAAUGGUCCCUCUGCUAGAGGAUCAACAUCUGGUGGUGAUUCUGAUGCUGUUGGAAAAGGAAAAGAAUCAGUUGCUGGUUUAUCUCAAUCACCAUCAUGA
Molecule: messenger RNA, 750 nt
Organism: Lathyrus sativus (Indian pea)
Lineage: Eukaryota; Viridiplantae; Streptophyta; Magnoliopsida; Fabales; Fabaceae
Source: the annotation of a GenBank genome assembly